Aphidius gifuensis is the source of this 5820-nucleotide messenger RNA. It is a transcript of the gene Eph, whose product is annotated as ephrin type-B receptor 1-B. Gene Ontology annotation, cellular component: plasma membrane; neuron projection. Bases 1294 to 4401 code for a protein of 1035 amino acids. The record is from RefSeq and is a predicted model, not a curated record. Gene Ontology annotation, molecular function: transmembrane-ephrin receptor activity; protein binding; ATP binding. The transcript has 16 exons. NCBI's taxonomy places the organism in Eukaryota, Metazoa, Arthropoda, Insecta, Hymenoptera, Braconidae. Gene Ontology annotation, biological process: protein phosphorylation; axon guidance; cell surface receptor protein tyrosine kinase signaling pathway.
ACUUUUUUUUUUUUUCAUUAAAUUUAUUAAUUUGUAAAUUUUAUUUUCAAUUUAUUUCUUUUUUUUAGAGUAAAUAAUGGAGUAAAAAUAUUUGACAAGUUAAAAUAAACAAGUUUUUUUUUUUUUUUCUUUCUUAAUUUUAAAAUAAACAAAAUUUAAGAUAAAAAAACAAAACAGACGUGGAUUAUUUACUGUGAAAAACUGUUGCAGUGAUAAAAAGAAAAAAAAAAAAAAAAAGUUUUAUUAUUAUUAUUAUUUUUUUUUGGAGCAAAUUAGUGAUUAUUAAAAAAUUUAUUAUUUUGUUUAUCUACUGAUGUUUGGUUAUUUAUUGGAGUGAAUUUUUUUAUGUGCUGUGUAUCAUCAUCGGAUUUUUUUUAUCUCAUCGGCAUCUAAGAUGAUAUAUGAAUUUCAAUGGGACAAACCAAUGACAUCAAUCUAAAAUUUCCAUCAUCAACUGUAGUCAAGACGCUUGAAGGAGUUGCAAGAGCCAAACCAAGAAAAUAAAAUUAAAAAAAAAAUUGAAGAAAAAUAAAAACGAAAGCCGAAGGAAUAUCUUGGAAGCCUAAAAAACAAGAAAAAAAAAAAAAGAGUACACUUGAGCAAAGAAUAAAAAAAAAGCAAGAUAGAUGUAUAGUUUUUGGGGUUUUAUAAUAGUGUUCGUGUGCUCGUGAAAGAAUCUUGACGAAAUCCAAGAGAAUAAGAAGAGGUACAACGAUGCGACGGAUCUUGCUUCGUCAUUAAGAAACGACUACCCAAAAAGAGCUGGACCCUGGAGUUCGGUUUCUCUUUGCCAACAAACUUCUCUACUCUUCGGUGUUGUUAUAUAUCCAGUGAUUUAUUUUUUUUUAUUGUGAAUCAUCAGUUGAUUGUUUUUUAAAUUUGUUUCAAGUUUAUAUUUUUAUACUUUUGUUAAAUUAAUUUUAUAAAUAUAAUUUUUAAUUAUCAGUGGUAGAUGGUAUUUGAAUUAUUGAAUUCAAAGCCGUCUUAUGACGUAUGGCUUGAUGUUGAGCCAUUAAAUAAUAUCAAAAAGUUUACAUUUAAUUGGAAUAUAUUAUUCCAAGACAACGAGUGAUAGUGAUAGUGAUAUAGUGUUGCUGCAAAUGCAGCAUUUUAUUAUUGGCAAUGUGGAGGCAACAGUGAUGCCCGUUGAUCCAAAAAGAGGACCAGCGGGGAAAUAAUUAACUUCCUCUUUAUUAUAAAAGAAGAUAUAACAAAAAAAAACAAGGGGAAGUUUUUUACAAAAAUUAUUCAAUAAUUAUAUAUUUAUUUGGGAUUAUCAAGAAUAUUUUAAAUAUGGCGGGAAAUAUAUCAAUUGCCACAUGUAUGCUUGUCAUCAUCAAUGUUCUCAUCCUAUGUUUUCAAACUACCAAAGCAGAACAAGUUGUUCUAUUGGACACAACAACAGAAGAAAUAUUGGAUUGGACUAAAUUUCCAUAUGAACCACAUGCAAAAACACCUGGGUGGGUUGAAGAAUCAUUUACAAACUUCGACAAGGGUAUUAAUUGGCGAAGUUAUGUUGUUUGUGAUGUUGCAUAUAAUAAUGUUAACAAUUGGCUAUGGACACCAUUCAUUGAACGUGGUCCAGCCAAUCGUAUGUACAUUGAAAUAAAAUUUACAACACGUGAUUGUUCAUUAUUUCCUGGUAAUGCAUUGAGCUGUAAAGAAACAUUUUCAUUAUUAUAUUAUGAAUUUGAUGCUGCAACAAAAGAGCCACCACCUUGGGAAACAGAAAGUUACAAACUCAUUGGUCGUAUUGCUGCUGGUGAAGGACGUUUUAAUACAAAUACUGAAGUUGUUAUAAAUACUGAAGUUAAAUCAAUACCAGUUACAAAAAAAGGUGUUUAUUUUGCAUUUCGUGAUCAGGGUGCAUGUAUAUCAAUACUUGCAAUAAAAGUAUAUUACAUAAGUUGUCCAGAGGUGUCUGUUAAUUUUGCUCAUUUUCCUGCAACACCAACUGGACGUGAAGUUGCAUUAAUUGAACCAGCAAUGGGUAUAUGUGUUGAAAAUGCAGUUAAAAUUGAACAACCAAAAUUUUUAUGUAAAGGUGAUGGUAAAUGGUAUUUACCAUCUGGUGGUUGUCAUUGUAAACCAGGUUAUCAAGCUGAUAUUGAAAAACAACAAUGUACUGAAUGUCCAAUUGGUAAAUUUAAAAAUGAUGCUGGUUCACAAACAUGUGAAAAAUGUCCAGCACAUAGUACAGCACCAAAUUAUGGUUUUAUUGAAUGUCGUUGUGAUCCUGGAUAUUAUAGAUCAACAAAAGAUCCAAAAAUAAUGCCAUGUACACAACCACCAUCAGCACCACAAAAUUUAACUGUUAAUUUUGUUGAUCAAUCAACAGUUAUAUUAUCAUGGAAUGCACCAAAUUUUCUUGGUGGUAGAAGUGAUACAACAUACAGAGUUGUUUGUGAUGCUUGUACUAUGGGUGUUAAAUACAUACCAAAUACAGAUAUUUUCAAUGAUACUAAAAUAACAAUAACUGGAUUAAAUGCAGUUACGACAUAUCGUUUUCAAGUAUUUGCUGAAAAUGGUGUAUCCAGCAUUAAAGGUGAUGCUGAUUUUGUUGAUAUAACUGUGACAACAGAAGCAAGUGUACCAAGUCUUGUUAGUAAUGUUAGAAUAACAUAUGUUAAAAGCACUGAAUUGAGUAUCAGUUGGGAUGCACCAAUAACUGAACAAAGUAGUGAUGCUGAUCUCGUUGAACGUUAUGAAGUUAAAGGAUAUCCAAGAUUUGACGAUGCAACAAAUGCAACUGUACUUCAAACUCAAGAUUUAUCAGCAACUUUCAAGGGUCUCAAGCCAGGAACAGAGUAUGCCAUUCAAGUAAGAGCAAAAACAACUCGUGGAUGGGGAGAAUAUACACCAGUUAUUUAUAAAAAAACACCUCAUGCUAUGGGACUUGAUUAUGUUGGAGAUGAUGACAACAUGCAAGUGCGAAUAAUUGCUGGUGCAAUUGUCGCUGUGGUUGUAUUACUCGUGAUUAUAAUAAUUAUGACUGUACUAUUUCUCAGAAGCAGAGCCUCGGAUGAGUGCAACAAAAAGCAGCCAAGUGACUGUGACACCCUCGAGUACAGAAAUGGUGAAGGACUAGUUGUGACCUACAUGCACUGCAAAAUGGACAGUUCACCGAUUGUGACAACCCAUACCAACAACAAGAGCAAGUCCUCGCUGACAACACCACUAUUUACACCAGCAGUUGGUGUUGCAUCAGCUGGUGCUGGUGGAGCUGGUGGUACUGGAUCAAGAAGUUACGUUGAUCCUCAUACAUAUGAGGAUCCAAAUCAAGCAGUGCGUGAAUUUGCACGUGAAAUUGAUGCUGGAUAUAUCACAAUUGAAGCCAUCAUUGGUGGUGGUGAAUUUGGUGAUGUUUGUCGAGGUAAAUUAAAACUACCACCAGACGGUAGAAGUGAAAUUGAUGUUGCAAUUAAAACACUUAAACCAGGAUCAGCAGAUAAAGCACGAAAUGAUUUUCUAACGGAGGCAUCAAUUAUGGGACAAUUUGAACAUCCAAAUGUGAUAUUUUUACAGGGUGUUGUUACAAAAAGUAAUCCAGUUAUGAUUAUAACUGAAUUUAUGGAAAAUGGUAGUCUUGAUACAUUUUUACGUGCAAAUGAUGGUAAAUUUCAAGUAUUACAACUUGUUGGUAUGCUAAGAGGUAUUGCAAGUGGUAUGCAAUAUCUUGCAGAAAUGAAUUACGUACAUCGUGAUCUUGCUGCUAGAAAUGUACUUGUUAAUGCUGCAUUGGUUUGUAAAAUUGCUGAUUUUGGUCUUAGUCGUGAAAUUGAAAGUGCAACUGAAGGAGCCUACACGACUCGGGGUGGAAAAAUACCAGUACGAUGGACAGCACCCGAGGCAAUAGCAUUCAGAAAAUUCACAAGUGCAUCCGAUGUAUGGAGCAUGGGAAUUGUUUGUUGGGAGGUAAUGUCAUACGGUGAAAGACCGUAUUGGAACUGGUCAAAUCAGGAUGUGAUAAAAUCAAUUGAAAAAGGAUACAGAUUACCAGCACCAAUGGAUUGUCCUGAAGCAAUAUAUCAAUUGAUGCUGGAUUGCUGGCAAAAAGAAAGAACGCAUAGACCAACAUUUUCAAAUUUAACACAAACACUUGAUAAACUUAUCAGAAGUCCAGAUACACUGAGAAAAAUCGCCCAAAACAGUGUGAGGCCACCAGCACAUAAUCCUUACUAUGUGACAAACCAAUCAAUGGGUAGUGGACUUGUACCAGUUACUGGCACAGGACAAUUUGUUGAUGUAUCAAGUCAUCAAACACAAUCAUCACAUGCCGUUCCAGUAAUGCCAGCGGGGGCAGGACGUAGUCUACACUAUCAUACACACGCGGCAACUCAUACACUACCACAUCAACCAUUAACAUAUCCAAAUUGGGUACCAUUCACCCACUUUGGAUAAAUAUUUAUUAAAUAAUCAUUAUAUUUAGAAUUAUUUAUUUAUUUUUAUUUUUUUCAUUUGAAAUUUUUAAAUACAUUUUCCCAGAGCCUACAAGCGCCACCACCUUCACCACCCACUAUGCCAAUUUAUUCAGACUGACAAAAUACAUAAUUUUCCAAAGUGCUCAAACGUAAAUUAACAAUAUAAUAAUUAACUAAAAAAAAUAUGCAGACUCAAACGACCAAUCAGCAAGCAACUCUACAAUGUUGCUUUAAAUCAAUAAUAUUUUUUUUCUUUUAUUUUUUCAAUAAUUAAAAAAGUAAAUAAUAAAGUUUAUAAAAAUAUAUAUAUUAUAUAAUACAAAAAAAAAAGCAGAUAAUGUUGAUAUAAAUUAAAGAUUUUUUAUACAUCGAGAUUUCCUACAGUGACCAAAUCAAGUGUCAGAGUUUUUAAUAAUUAAAGAAUAAAUUUAAAAAAGAUUUAUGAAAAUUAAAAGCAAUAGAAAUUAGUUUAAGAUAAAAAUAAUAAAUUCUAAAUAUUGUGUAUUUCAGAUAUUAAUAGAGUUUUAGAAAUGUUUUUUAAAAAAUAAUAUUUAAAAAGUGAGUUUAGAAAAAAUUUUAGAUAAGGAAAAAUUAAAAAUAAGGAUAUGAAAAAGUCAAUUUAUAUUUUUACAGAUAAAUAUUUAAAAAAAAAUUUCGAUAAUUUUUAAUACAAAAUUAACAAGAUAAUCAAUUAUUUAGAAAAAAAAAAAAACAAAAAUAUGGUUAUUAUUUUAAUGUUUUUUUUCUUGAUGGAGAAUUUAGAAAAUAUUUAAAAUAUUUUUCUUUUGUUUCUCUUGAUGGAAAUUCAAGUUUCAUAUCCAUUACAUAUAUUUACCGAGUAAAUUUAAAUUAUAUAUUUAAUAAAAUUAAUAAAAUUUAAAAUCAACGAAUAGAUUGUACGUGUUUUAGGUUCUAAAUUAUUAGUAGAAAUAUUAAAUGGAUUUAGAAAUUAAAAUUAACAGUAGGGCUUAGCCGAAAAUUUUCAGAUAAAUUGUGUUUAGAAAUUAAAUUUUAAAAAAUCGUUAAAACGCGAAUUAUUCAGAUUUAAAAAAAACCAUAUUCAUAAAUUUAAUUAAAAAAAAAAAAAAAAAUAUUAUAUUAAAAUAAAUAUAUUUAUUAAAAUCUCGUGGGAAAAAAAGAAAAUUAAAAAAAAAAAAAACAUAAUAGUAAUAUUAAUGAUGAUAAAGUUAAAAGUAAAAAAAAAAAAAAAAAAAGACUUAUCGUAUUCGCACGUGACUCGAAAGAAAUCCGUGACGUAGAAUAGUAUUUUUAUACGUGAAUUUAAACAACGUGGUAACAAAGAAAAUUGAAAAAUAAAAAAAAAAAAAAUAGUCAACCCGAUUUCAUGGUAAUAUAAGAUUUCAUUAAAAGUAACGAAAAAAAAAAAAAAAAAAAAAAA